AUGUCUGCGACCAAUACUUCUCCUACUAUUAUCCACCUUCGUGCUGAGACUAAGCCUCUCGAGCACCGUUCAGCUCUUACUCCUACAACUGCCAAGAAGCUUGUCGAUGCCGGUUUUGAAGUGUAUGUUGAGAAGUCCAAGCAAAGAAUCUUCGAUGACAAAGAAUUUUCUGAUGUUGGUAUUCCUCUCGUUGAAGAAAACUCUUGGAAGACUGCCCCUAAGGACAGAAUCAUUCUCGGUUUGAAGGAAUUAGAAGAGGAAACAUUCCCCUUGAUUCAUGAACAUAUUCAAUUUGCCCACUGUUACAAGGAUCAAGGAGGUUGGCAGGAAGUCUUGAGCCGUUUCCCCGCUGGUAAUGGUACGCUGUAUGACUUGGAAUUCCUUGAGGACGACAAUGGACGACGUGUUGCUGCUUUUGGAUACCAUGCUGGAUUUGCUGGUGCUGCCUUAGGUGUUCAGGCCUGGGCUUUCCAGCAAACUCACACUAAGGCUGCUGACGGUUCUUUGGGAAGUGUCUCACCUUAUCCCAAUGAAACUGAACUGGUCAAUGCUGUCAAGUCUGAUUUAAAGAAGACUGGUAAGGUUCCUAAGGCCCUUGUUAUUGGCGCUCUUGGUAGAUGUGGUACUGGAGCUGUUGAUCUUUUGAAGAAGAUUGGCGUUCCCGAUGAGAAUAUCCUCAAGUGGGAUAUGGCUGAGACUGCCAAGGGUGGUCCUUUCAAGGAGAUUGUUGAAGAUGUCGAUAUUUUCGUUAACUGCAUCUACCUCUCUAAGCCCAUUCCGCCAUUUGUCAACUAUGAUAGUUUGAACACUGAAGCAAGAAAGUUGCAAGUUAUUGUUGACGUCAGUGCUGAUACUACCAAUCCCCACAAUCCUAUUCCAGUAUACACUGUUGCCACUACUUUUACUGAGCCUACAGUUGAAGUUGAAGUCAAGCAAGAGCCUCGUUUGACUGUUAUUUCUAUUGAUCACUUGCCAACUCUUUUGCCUCGUGAGGCAAGUGAAGCUUUCAGCACAGCUCUCUUACCUUCUCUUUUGACAUUACCUCAAAGACAAUCGGCACCUGUAUGGACUAGGGCUAAGGCUCUUUUUGACAAGCACGUUGCUAGAUUAAAUUAA
This is a messenger RNA of Sugiyamaella lignohabitans, 1116 nucleotides long. RefSeq names its product saccharopine dehydrogenase (NAD+, L-lysine-forming) (gene LYS1). Gene Ontology annotation, molecular function: saccharopine dehydrogenase (NAD+, L-lysine-forming) activity. The record is from RefSeq and is a predicted model, not a curated record. Gene Ontology annotation, cellular component: cytoplasm. NCBI's taxonomy places the organism in Eukaryota, Fungi, Ascomycota, Dipodascomycetes, Dipodascales, Trichomonascaceae. The transcript has a single exon. Bases 1 to 1116 code for a protein of 371 amino acids.